This is a messenger RNA of Zasmidium cellare ATCC 36951, 762 nucleotides long. RefSeq lists its product as uncharacterized. NCBI's taxonomy places the organism in Eukaryota, Fungi, Ascomycota, Dothideomycetes, Mycosphaerellales, Mycosphaerellaceae. The coding region runs from base 1 to 762 and encodes 253 amino acids. The record is from RefSeq and is a predicted model, not a curated record. The transcript is spliced from 2 exons.
AUGCCAACAACAUCAGUCAUUUUAGUGCCAGGGGCGUGGCAUAAUCCAAUAUGCUACUCUAUCGUCGCCCACAAACUCAAGGAGGCAGGCGAUCGGACAGUUUUUGUCAGCCUCGCCUCAGUUGGCCCUGAACAGCAUCUCAAAGAUUUUGACCCUGACGUGACGUUGAUUCAAAAUGCGAUUGAGCAUGAAGCGGAUGCGGGUCACGAAAUCAUGCUGGUCGUACGUUCAUACUCUGGAGUACCCGGCACAGAAGCGGUCAAAGGGCUUGAUAUCGCCUCUCGCGCUAACGGAGGCCUGACAGGAGGCGUGGCUCACAUCUUCUACUGUUGCUCGUUCAUCGUUCAACAAGGCCAGUCCCUCGCUUCCAGCUUUGGAGGCCACGAUCUCCCGUGGUACAGUGUCGCCGAGGACAAAUCUUAUUAUACUCCGAGAACGCCGAUCCACACAUUCUACAACGAUCUGCCGAUCGACGAGGCAAAGGCUGUCGCGGCCCAUCUGAAGCCGCAUAGCUAUCAAGUGAUCCACAGCAAAAUCACCUACGCAGCUUGGAAAGGGGUCCCAAGCACCUAUUUGUAUUGCACGGAGGAUAAUGCGAUUCCGCUGGAGGUGCAGAAAUUGAUGGUGGAGGAGUUCGCGAAGGGGUAUAAGAUCAGAACAGAAACACUCGUUUCUGGGCACAGUCCGUUCUUUUCACAGCCUGAUGCCAUGGCCAUGGCCAUGGCCAUGGCCAUUCGGAGAGCGGCCGGGGAGACAGUCUAG